AUGUCCAAAUGUGUACCAUUACUGAACGAGUUUUGUUGGAACGAAUCGUGCGCUCCAGAAAAUUCAAUGUGUAUUAAUAACGAGUGUAAAUGCAAGCGUGGUUUCUUAGCUCAGUCCAAUGAUCAAUGCUCGACAAUUCUACUAAAAUUAUCCUGCGAAAUUGAUGCAAAUUGCAAAUUAAUCGAAUUUUCAAAAUGUUCUUUGAAUAAAACAUGCGUAUGUUCAGAAAACAUAAUUGCGACAAGUCCGAUAUUUUGCUCAUUACUUAUAGGGGAAUUUUGUAAUAACAACCGCGAAUGUGGGAUCAGAAAUUCUGAAUGUGUUAAUUAUAGAUGUCAAUGUAAACCUCAAUACCUUCCCUAUCUUAAUAAUUCCGAAUGUCAACUAUCCUACUUGGGAAUGUCCUGUGAAAAUUCAACUUACUGUGAAAAACGCAUAAAAAAUACGAUAUGCAUUAACAAUAUUUGCGAAUGCAAUGCAAAUUACUACUCACGGGAAGAUAAUUCAUGCCGAACAUUAGCAAUCUUAGAUUGUGAGAAUAAUCUUGAGUGCUCAAAACUAAUAAAUUCUUUGUGCAUUGACAAAUUCUGUCAAUGCAAACCAGACGAUGUACUGAUGAAAGGAAAAUGUUUACCGAGAUACUUGGGGGGACCAUGCGAAAAAACAUCAGAUUGUUCUAAUAUAAAAUUUGCAGUAUGUUUGAAAAAUCAAUGCAUUUGCAAUGGUGGAUUUAGUUCAUUCAACCAAACAUUGUGUGCUAGAGAUUUGGGCACAAUUUGUUUGGGCGAUGAAGAUUGUCUAUUAAAAAACUCUCAUUGCUACCAACAUUAUUGCGAGUGUCGGGAUGGCUAUAUUCAAGAUUCGACGAAGAAAUGUUUGCCGAUGGAAUUACGAGGAUUCUGUUUUGAUGACGCUGAUUGUAAAUUGAUAAAAAACGCCCGGUGUUCCAGCGAAAACAAAUGCAUUUGCAAGAUAAACUACGUAGAAAUUAACGAAGUAUCAUGUGUGGCAUUGUUAGAUGGAAGUUGCUCACACGAUAAUGAAUGCGCUGUAGCUGAAUCUGUCUGCGUUGAAAAUAAGUGUCAAUGCGACAGCGAAAACUUUCAGAGGUUUGAUGAACAAUGUUUUCACCAUAAGUACAAUGCAAAAUUAAGUACAAAGACUUCCUGCUCCCUUGAUACUGACUGCAUAGACAUUCCUCACGCAAAAUGUUGGAACACUAGCAUGUGUGCCUGCGAGUCGAAUUUCAUUCAGCUGAAGUCAUCUGUAUGCGCACCUCUACUAGGAGGCUACUGUACACAACAUAACGAUUGUAUUGCAAAACAUUCAGUUUGCAUUAAAAAUAAAUGUCAAUGUGAUUUCGCGUACACCGAAAAACUUUCCAGUAAAUGCGAACCAACCCAAUCGCUAUAUUCUUGUUUGAACGUUUCUGAAUGUGUAGAGCAUUACCAUUUUGAAUGUUCCGAAGACAAAAAGUGUGUUUGCAAGGCUAACAAUAUUGCUAUCAACAAUUCAACAUGCUUGCCAAAUUUGAACGGAUAUUGCUGGAAACACGAUCAAUGCGCGGUUUUGAAUGCUGAAUGCAUUGAUUUUCGUUGUCAAUGCAAUUCUGGCUAUAAUAGUGUUUCCACAAAUAUGUGUGUAUUAAAUCAUUAA
Messenger RNA from Cotesia congregata, 1656 nucleotides. Lineage: Eukaryota; Metazoa; Arthropoda; Insecta; Hymenoptera; Braconidae. The record is from the annotation of a GenBank genome assembly.